Molecule: messenger RNA, 1104 nt
Organism: Ceutorhynchus assimilis (cabbage seed weevil)
Lineage: Eukaryota; Metazoa; Arthropoda; Insecta; Coleoptera; Curculionidae
Source: the annotation of a GenBank genome assembly
AUGAAGAAUGCAUAUUUAGAGGUCAAUACGAUCAAGUUUAUUUUGAAUCGUACCUAUGUACUCGAGUACUACAACAGCAGUACGGCUUCAGAUUGCAGCGUUGCCGACGUUACUAUUUUGUAUCAAAAAGGAAACACCAUGGAAGAAAAUGGCGAAAUCUCUAUGAACAAUCUUCGAGAUGUAAUUUUGGCUGUACAGAGCAAUCUUUUGGGCGAAAUACAAGGAGUGAAGAACGAUAUCAAACAAUAUAACAGCAACUUAUCGGUGGUUAAGAAAGAUAUUGAAAAAUUAAAGCAAGAAAACGAAGAACUGAAGGAAAGACUAGGAAUCGUGGAGCGACAAAUGAAAAGAAAAAAUUUGAUAUUUCAAGGAAUAGAUGAAAAAUUUGCACCUCCCGAAAGGGCAGUUCUGGAUAUAGUAAACAAAAAUUUGGGCAUAUCACUUAUAUUGGCAGAUAUAAGUAACUGCUUUAGAUUGGGAAAACCCACAGAAAAUCCUCGGCCGAUUCUAUUGGAACUAUUGUCUGGAUUUAAGAGGAGAGACAUUCUUGUUGCAAAACCGAAGCUUAAAAACACCAAAAUAUAUAUAAACGAGGAUCUAACUAAAGAAGAGCUUUAUCAGCGCAAGGCCUUACUGGAGGUUCUUAAGGACGAAAAAUUAAACAACUGCAACAAAAGAUUGAAGAAUCAUAACCGAAUUGAAGUAGAGGGAACUAUUUACACUUUUGAGGAAAUUACCGAACGCAAAAAACUCCCAAUACAACUACUAUCUGAAUCUUCGCCAAUAGUGUCAGGGUCUGCCAGUGCUCCCUCAACUCCUUCCCCCAAAGAAGUUUUGUUUGAGUACGAAGAACCUCCUGUACAAGACAUAAUCCAAAGGAAUGAGACAGAAGAAAAGAAGGAGGAAAACAACAAAGAGCGAAAAGUAUUAAGGAGGAACAAAGAAAACCGCGCAAAAGAAAAACCCCAAAUAAAUCUGCAAGAAACUUCUAAGAAAACAAAAUCUAAUUCUAUCUCAAGUCCCGCUACUCCUAAUUCCGCUAACGGCAUCUCUGGGCAAAAAUUUAAAUAUUCAACACGCCAGGGUCAAAAAUCCGAACAAUAA